Molecule: messenger RNA, 1534 nt
Organism: Oryza sativa Japonica Group (Japanese rice)
Lineage: Eukaryota; Viridiplantae; Streptophyta; Magnoliopsida; Poales; Poaceae
Product: transcription factor IBH1-like 1
Biological process (GO): regulation of DNA-templated transcription
Source: RefSeq, a predicted model, not a curated record
UGCGUGGGCGUGGGCCGCAGCGAGCGCGAGCCACCCAUGUGCAUGCAUGUGCAUUGUCUCCUCUCGAUCGAUCUCUCCUCCUAGCCAAUACUCCUCUCCUAGUCCUCCUAGUCCUAGCUAACCUUCUUCUUCUUCUUCCUCUCUUUCCCUAUAGCUAAGCCAAUAUAAUGGAGACAUGGGCUCCCCUCUCCUCUCGUGAUGAUAGUUAGAUAGCUCUAUCUCUCUAUUUCUCUCUCUUUCCCUUUCUCUCCAACUCACAUUCCAGAGAUCUUAUCCAAUGAACCUAGCUACAUACAUGUACGAAAAGAUCAUCAUCAUGAUCAACGAGUAGAUAGUACGUGCACGCAUAAUUGAUGCGUAUGCAUGCCAAUGCCUACUUAUAUGUCCAUGUUGCUCCUUCGAUUCUGAUACACUCCCUCCCAUCCAUUUCCAUUUCUCUCGUUGUAGGAUUAAUUCUUGCUCCAUUUCAACUUUGCUGCAACACGUACACCUACCAUAGCUAGCAGCUGUUUGAGCUUGCUUGGUCACCACCAUGCCUUCAGCUAGAGUGCAAGCUGGCGGCGGCGGCAACGGCGGCGCCGGCGGCGGCGGCUCGGGGAGGUUCAAGCGGGCGCUGCUCCGGAACCUCAUCCUAGGGCUCAGGAAGGGCGGCGUGGCGUCCGGGGAGAUGGGUUUCCACGAGAGGAAGAGCGCCAUCAAGCGCGCCGCCGACGCCGCGCUCGCCGCCGCCAGGGGCGCCGCGCCGUGCUGGAGCCGGUCGCUGGCGGCGGAGCUCGCGCAGGCGCCGCAGCAGCACCGUUCGCCGCCGUCGCCGUCGCCGAGGAAGAUGAUCUGCAGGAAGAUCGUGAGGAGGAGCCUGAUCCGCCGGCGGCGGCGGCCGAUCAGGCCGGCGAACAACACCACGGCGGCCACCACAAAGGCGUACGGCGGCGGCGGCGGCGGCGGCGGUGGCGUCGCGAGGGCCAUGGUGAGGAAGAGGGCGAGCGUGCUGAAAGAGAUCGUGCCGGGAGGGAAAGCUCUCGACAUGUGCGCGUUGCUGGGGGAAACCCUAGACUAUGCCGUGUCUCUGAAAGCUCAGGUCGAUGUAAUGCAGCUUCUUGUGAGGACUCUCCAAGAACAAAAACUCAAAAACUCAGGUAACUAGCUAGCUAGUAACUGCUGUUUCAUGUAACAGUAGUAGUACUGAAGAAGAAGAUGCAGUGAGGAAGACAUGAUCAAUAAUCAAUUGAUGUAAGAAUCAUAUGUAGUUGUUGUUAACUUCCCCUCCUCUUCUUUUCUCUAUCUACUAUAUAUAUAUCACUUCUUCUUUAUUAAUUAGCACUGAGAGUUUCAGAUCAUGCAUGAGUGAUGCCCGAGUUGAGGGUAAUGUGCAUAUGUAAGUAUAGUGUCAUGUAACAUAUUUGUCAGGUGAUUCGAUCUUUUUCUUUUCUACAAAUUGCAUGCAAACCUUGUAUACAUGUCUACGUACGUAACAGCUAUGUAUAAAGGAUGUCGUAACGUAUGUGCAAUUAAUGAAGCAGUUCUUUUGGUACAA